UCAGCAUAUCUUUCAGGAAAUACUUGUAUAAUAUUACUUCUUAGUUAAUCCAAUGGGUUGAAACAUUUCUCAUAUACGUCAUUACGAAGCUUUAUCGUAGCUGACAACAUCAGUGCUUUUGCAAAGGCAGUGCAUUACUAAACAUCCCUCUUGAGACAAGGAGAGUUCGCCUCAUCUUCAUAACAAAGAACCGCUAUUGGCUGUAAGAUAUCGCAAGUGCUGUACAUGAUGCGGAAUUUCUAUUUUUACUCGCUGUUCACGUUGUUUGUUAUGAUAUACAACAUGCAGCAUAUCCAAGCAGCGAGCUGUAACAAAUAUUUUGGUCCAGCUGGUGUCGUACAUUGCGUUAAGCUUUAUGGCUACAAUGAUUAUCAGUGGGCUACAAUGAUUAUCAGUGGGCCACAUGUCGUACCGACAGCUACAUCCGAACGAAAUCCAAUUCGAGACACAAGUGCGUAGACCGAACAGCAACUUACUGUUAUUACCAGUGCAUGGUUGACGUCUAUAACAGCAAUUUUGGCAAUGUUUUUUCCAAUUGUAAGUGCUCCCCUUUUGGCCCCAAGCCCACUCAAAGUGUUAAAUUGCCUGACUGGUGCUACAGCCCUGAUGGAACAAACUGUAACUGGUAUAGUAACUGCCUCAAGAAAGUCUAUCCUUAUUGCGAAAACAACAAAGACGACUUCAGCAUCAUGUAUACCGAGAAAUUUUGUAGACUUUACGAUGAUCAAUACGACAAAUUUUCCCAGAAAGGAGCACAAUGGAUCAACGCUGUCAGAAAAUGUAUCCAACUUAAACUGGUUCCACUGGUUGACAAAACACGCGUUAGGACGUGUCCUAAUCUGAAAUACACAGCAUUCAAAACACACUCACCCUGCUACACCAAUCCUGAGAGUUCGCAAUCGCCAUCAAUUUCGUACUGCAACUUAUCUCCGCAGGAUAGGAAUGUUGUGUUCUGGACCAUUAAAUCAGCAUUUCGUGCGGCAUAUUGGCCGAGUUUGAAAGGUCUGUUAGACGUCAGACGUGAUUGUGAAAAUAGAGAAGGCAGCCAAAAACAACGGAAGGUCCAGAAUAUGAUCCUAGAAGAAGUGACGAGAGAAAUUGGAGAAACCAAAACAAACUCCGUGGACGAGAAAAUCCGAGAAACAGAAGUGAGAAUCAAAGUUUGGCUACGAAAUUUGGUGAGUCCGAUUCAGCUUUCCAUGAACAUAAAUGAACAUGACUGGACAUCCAAGCGAAAAAAAAGAUCCGCCCCAAGUGAUCAAGAAAUUAAGGAUUCCAAAUUUGCCGGGAAGGUUAUCGACGCAGUCGCUUCACAAGGAAGAUGGCAGGAAAAGGGAAUUACUUGGUUUGCUUAUGCAAAAAACGAAAUCGACAACACAAAGUCGAUCAGGUUUUUCGUAGCUGAUCGUUUUAAAAUUGAAAGUGGUAACCAAACAACCAAUCACACCAAUAUCACUGAUGUUUUGGUCCAGCUAAGCACAGAUAUUCUCAAUGCCAACGGGACUCUUGAUUUGAGGGUGGACGGAAGUCGUGCCGACAUCGACAUCAUGAAGUUCAAUGGCUGUUUAGAUAUGGAUUGUGAGUUACAUGCAUUUAAUAUUGUAUUAAGCAGCCCAUCUCCACCAACUCCUAGCCCGUCAAGCAGACCAUCUCCACCAACUCCUAGCCCGUCAAGCAGACCAUCUCAUCCAACUCCUAGCCCGUCAAGCAGCGUAUUUCUCAAAGCAAUGCAUACAAUGGCAUACUUAAUCAUCUUGAGUAUCAACUUUAUUCUUGUGUGAUAAGAACUUUAUCACUGCCAUGAAUGGCCUCUAACUUUGACUUUAUAAUGUCAGGGUCAGGGAUAAGUAUUUGUGUUGUUUUUACCCAACUAUGACUUUUUUGCACAUGAUUAGUUUUAGACAUGCAUCAUGCAUGAUAUAGUCAAUUGCACUUACAAAAUAUAUAAUCUACAGUAGUUGAUUCAGUGAGUUUUAUUAUCAAGAAGAAUAUGUAAUCAAAAUUUUCAGGUCAUUAAACAUAAAAAAAACACUAAAAAGUUGCAAGUCUAUAUCGUUUAUAUAUACGCACGCUGUAUAGAAAAUGUCUACUCACAAGAAUAAGCACAAUAAAACGAUCGUUGGAUCGCUUUUCGUUUGACAGCACCUCAGCAUAUAAGAUUAUCAAUCGUCAAGUCUUUAUGACACCAAGCAAGCACAUGCUAAUACAGUAUCGUGUUUUAGACUCAUUUCAAUACCUCAAAGGCAGGUAUCUCACGCUUCAUUGAAACAGACGGGUUGGAAACUGAACGAGAAACUCGCCUUAAAUUCUAAUUUAGACGGCUAAAACCUACAACAGCAACAUAAAACAUUCAAGUAAAUAUGAAGCAAUAUUCUAAUUUCUUUCAUUGGCUAUAUGUAUAGGCAUGCACUAUACCUUAUUUCUAAUACUAUUGCCGGAUGAACAUAAGAGUGUGUGUGAAUGAGUUAAAGAUAAACACAUGCUGGGCUAUUUAUUAUCAUAAGAACACAAUUUCGGGCAUUCCUGAACAUGUGAAAUUCUCAGACAAAUGCUUUCAUUUUCAAAUCUACCAAAAAAUUCUACUGGAGAUGGUAAUUUGGUAAAGCUAUGUAAAGGCAAUGCAUUUCACUCAAGUGCAUGGGGGUAGAACAACGUGGCCAAGACAUGGACUGCUUGUAUUACUGCAUGUAUACCAUUUGUUUUAUUAGUAUAAAUAAUACCAUGCUGGGAAAACAUAAUAGUUUCUAUAUGUUAAAUAAAAUAAAUUUCCCCGAUAUAUUUCCCUAUACAUUUAUACAUAUUACAUAUAUAGCUGUAGCUAUUUGUGCGACGCGAAGAAUGAGGAUUCAAUUAAUAUCUUUAAGAGCCAUGUAACUUGAUAUACGUAAAUUUUAAGCUCUCGUAGUCAUGCCUUGGCGAAAAACAUACAGCUUUAGUUUCCACAAAGCUUUAGUUUACCUUAGAUUGCAUGUCUAAGCUAUAAACCUGUUCAAUUUAUGCGUGAAAAGUUUUUAACUGAUUGAAAACACAACAUAUGAAACUGGUCUUCCCUGUCUAACCAUUACGUAUCGUGAUUUAUAUUUAACUGAAAUUCCUCCAUUUCUGAAGAAAACAUAGAUUGUGAGUUAUGUUCUUUAAACCAUGCAAAAUAUAUAGCACGAGCAUAAAAAAAGCGAG
Messenger RNA from Dendronephthya gigantea, 3177 nucleotides. RefSeq lists its product as uncharacterized. The transcript is spliced from 2 exons. The record is from RefSeq and is a predicted model, not a curated record. NCBI's taxonomy places the organism in Eukaryota, Metazoa, Cnidaria, Anthozoa, Malacalcyonacea, Nephtheidae. The coding region runs from base 492 to 1781 and encodes 429 amino acids.